GAUGGGCGAUGGCUGGGGACGUGGCGGCGCGGGAUCUGGGCGUCCCCUGGUGCUGGCAGGCGACAAGGGGUCCCGGCGGCGCCACUGGGGGGCCGCGGGUGCCCUGGGAACCCCAGUGGGUGGAGGGACAGCUGGGGAGCCGGAACGCGUGCGCGCAGGGCGGGUUCCGGGCGCCGCGCGGGGAGGACCGGAAGCGCGACCAAGCCCGUUGCCGUGACAGCGGGCCCGGGGCCGCCAUGGAGGCCGCGCUCACCGACAUGUAUGACCAGGCGCUGCUGGGCAUCCUGCAGCACGUCGGCAAUGUGGAGGAGUUUCUGCGCGUCCUCUUCGGCUUCCUCUACCGCAAGACCGACUUCUACCGGCUCCUGCUGCGGCCCGGGGACCGCCUGGGCUUCCCGCCCGGCGCGGCACAGGCCAUGGCCCUGCAGGCAUUCCAAGUGUUUGAGCGGAUGGCCAGGCAGGAUGACGAGAAGAGGCGCCGGGAGCUGGAGGCAAAGCUGAGGAAGAAGGAGGAGGAGGAGGCGGCAACUGCAGCUGCCGAGAGGGUGAAGCUGUGCCCUGCAGCUCAGGAGGUUGAGGUGGAGACAACGGAGCACAUCCCAGCACCAGAUGUCGGGGGAGCUGUGGGCACACAGGAAUCAGCUGCAGCCCAGGGUGCCACAGCCCCCAGCUCUGUGUCAGUGGAGCCUCUGGGGGCUGCUGCCCCAGCAGAGCUGCUGACGAGACAGGAACAGUUCCAGACAAACCCUGACAGCUACAAUGGAGCUGUGCGAGAGAAUUACACCUGGUCCCAAGACUACAGCGACCUGGAAAUUAAAGUGCCUGUGCCCAAGCACAUCGUCAAAGGCAAACAGGUGUCUGUGGAUAUCAGCAGUGGCGCAAUUCGCGUAGCGGUGCUGGAGGGGAGCAGCCAGCAUGUCCUCAUGGAAGGGAAACUCACCCACAAGAUCAAUACGGAGAGUUCCCUGUGGAGCCUGGAGCCCGGGAAGUGCAUUUUGAUCAACCUGAACAAGGGGGACGAGUACUGGUGGAAUGCUAUCCUGGAGGGCGAGGAGCAGAUCGACAUUGACAAGAUCAACAAAGAGCGCUCUAUGGCCACAGUGGAUGAGGAGGAGCAUGCUGUGCUCGACCGCCUCACCUUUGACUACCACCAGAAGCUGCAGGGCAAGCCCCAGAGCCACGAGCUGAAGGUGCACGAGAUGCUAAAGAAGGGCUGGGACACCGAGGGCUCCCCAUUCCGUGGCCAGAAGUUCGACCCCUCCAUGUUCAACAUCUCCCCUGGUGCCGUCCAGUUUUGACGGUGGCAAAAACAACUGAAAAACGAAGCAGGGAGAGGAGAAACCUCCCGGAUGCCCACUGGGACUCUCGCACUCCGUGCCAGUGCCCAUGACCCACUGCUCCACGCUGCCAGCACCCAUCUGUGCGGGGAAGCCAGGCGCGGGCAGAUUUACAUCCUGUCACCACGGCAACCCGGGCGCCGAGACCCCUCUCCUCCCCUGCCUCCCCUUGCCUCGCGCUGCCGACGCUCUGUGUUUUUCCGGAAUAGACGGAGCAUGUUGGGUGACAUAAUUAUUA
Messenger RNA from Chiroxiphia lanceolata (lance-tailed manakin), 1575 nucleotides. RefSeq names its product NudC domain containing 3 (gene NUDCD3). Gene Ontology annotation, cellular component: cytoplasm. The record is from RefSeq and is a predicted model, not a curated record. Gene Ontology annotation, biological process: protein folding. NCBI's taxonomy places the organism in Eukaryota, Metazoa, Chordata, Aves, Passeriformes, Pipridae.